UCGAAUUACCGUAGCAUUGGGUAGAUCAGUACAAUCGUUAAAAUAAUCGCUGGUACAAAACGCAGAACACUGUCCUUGUUUAGUGUCCUACCAGAAAGUUUUUCGUGCGAACGGAAGAAAUGUGAAAAUGUACCCCCGGUGGUUGCUGCCGCUGAUAAAUUGUUGCUUCCUGCUGGCGGUUUUGUCCGAGGUCCAAGGUCAAGCCCAGCAUUGCACCGAGAAACCUUGGGAGAUAGUUCACCGUAAGCUCGCCACCAAAACACCAUACCGCCACAUACUGCGCGAUGACGAACUGAAACCCCUACAUUUAGAUGGGUGUCGAGUUAGCCGGGUGUGGGGACUGUUCCGUCAUGGAACCCGAAAUCCUUCGGCCAAAGUCAUUGAACGGAUGAAUAGCGAUUUACCGCAAAUAAAGGACGAAAUAUUGCAGCAUGGACGGCUUUGUCGGAAGGAGCUGGCGCUAUUUGAACGAUGGCAACCUCGUUUAAGGAAUCCCGAAGAGGAGAAGCUACUGGUGGACGAGGGGGCCGACGAACUAGAACAUAUUGGACGGAGGUUUAGACAGCGAUAUCGCGAUUCUUUGCCGGAGGUUUAUAAUAAAAAGGAUUAUUUUUUCAAAUUUACCAAAACCGAACGGGCAGAGAACAGUGCCAAGAAUUUUAGCAUUGGUUUGUUUGGACGGCAGGAGGACAUUGAGUUCCCUGAGGCUCUUCACAAGGACCCAAUACUGCGAUUCUAUAAAUUAUGCGAGCGCUGGAGGCUUAAUAUUAAGAAAAAUCCGGACGCUGUGCGGGAGGUAGAUUUGUUUUACGACAGCAAGGUCAUGAAAGAAGUGAUAUCAAAGAUAUCGAAAAAGGUCGGUACAUUCGUUGAUGCCGAGAGCAUUCAUUUGAUGUAUCAAACAUGUGCGUUCGAAACAGCCUGGACCAAAAAAUAUGUUUCGCCCUGGUGUUUCUUGUUUGAUAAAGCUUCUAUAAAGGCGCUCGAGUUUGGCGAGGAUUUGGAAUACUACAUGAUCGACGGCUAUGGCUACGAGCUAACGUACAAACAGGCUUGUAACGCUUUCACGGAUUUAUUCAAACGGUUCGACGGAGAACUGGAACCGUUUACGUUCUACUUCACGCACUCUGGAACGCUGCUGAAGGCGUUGGCUUUCCUAGGACUAUACCGUGACGAUUUCCGCUUAACCCAUCGGGACUUCGAACGUCGAAGACAAUGGCGGGUUAGCGAAAUCGAUGCCUUUGCUAGUAAUUUAGUGUUCACAAAAUAUGAAUGUACAAAUGGUUCACAAGUGCUUCUGACCCACCAGGAAAAACCGAUCCACAUUCCCGGGUGUCCACGGGAUAGCCUGUUGUGCGAUUACAACCUUUUCAAGGAAUCAUUUAGCGAAAGAAUUGAAACUUGUGCUUUUGAGGCCAUGUGUUUACUGAACGUGCCUAUAAACGAUGAGUUGUAAAAUUGGCUGUUUGAAUAUGAGUAAUGGUACCACUAUAAUUGAGGCUAUUGGUAUUAUAGGUAUCCUGACGAGUGACGAGAACACAGGAGAUUUGAUUUAUAUCUAGCUAAACCAGCAGUGCUUCAACAUUUUGAAUUUGCAAUAUAGGAGAAGAAAUCUUUAUACGCUUUAUAUGGAAAAUAUAUUAACGAAAUCGGUUGCUUAUUUAACAUA
This is a messenger RNA of Uranotaenia lowii, 1669 nucleotides long. It is a transcript of the gene Mipp2, whose product is annotated as multiple inositol polyphosphate phosphatase 1. The transcript is spliced from 2 exons. Bases 128 to 1456 code for a protein of 442 amino acids. Lineage: Eukaryota; Metazoa; Arthropoda; Insecta; Diptera; Culicidae. Gene Ontology annotation, molecular function: acid phosphatase activity; inositol phosphate phosphatase activity. The record is from RefSeq and is a predicted model, not a curated record.